AUGGCCACCCGCCAGCGCCACGGUUCCACCACUGGCCAGGGCCGACGUCGUCAACAGCGCCAGCAGCCGAGACAGCAUCAGCGCGCUGAACACCAUGCCCAACCAGCUAACGGCCAAGAGGACGAGGCCACCCAGCGCGGCAUCCAUGACGAAGUUCCCGUGGGCCUCGUGACGGGACCAUUCGUGGCGCCUAUCGUGGCACAACCUCUCUUCUACAUUCCACCUUCGAAUGCACCGGUGUACCAUCCAGUGGUGCUUCAGUACGAACCGUACGUGCCUUUUGUCGAAGACCGUGGUGUGGUCGCGGGGCCAGAGUACGUUCGACUCCUGGAGGCCUCGAUGCUGUGGAACCUCUACGGGGAGCAAGGUAGAGGCGAAGGACCACAGCGUGGUACUGGCGAGCCGCACGAAGGGGCCCACGAUAAUGCACCGCAGCAUAUGGUCGGCGCUGAGGAAGGCCACGGUGACGUGCAGCAGAACCCGGUGUCCGCGGAAGAUCCUUGGGAAGGCCUUGAAAACGAGCACUACGGCCCCGUCGUCACAAGCUAUGGGACAGUGUCCAUAAUGCUGAGGCAUUGUGUUCGAGUCGACAUCUCCGUGCACGGCGCCGUGCGGGUAGUGAACUUCCCAAAACACUGCACCGCAGCCAUUAACAGCGGCGGAGAGUGCAGUUGCAUCUGCCACCCUUGUGGCCGCGUGCUGCAGCAAGGUGGAAUCGUUCACAUGGCCACUGGAACACGGCUGGCCCAGAUCUCGAUCCGUGGGGUGACUUUUACGGCGUUCAACCACGGACUCGUCUACCUGGUUGACGCAUCUGGAACGAAGUCAACCACGGAGCGGUUCCAGAUCCUGUCCUACGACAUUCCCCUGAACGUGUUCGCCUAUGAGGUGCCACAGGGAGCUGAAUGCUUUGACGAAUGCUUCCGCAUCGUUCGGGAAGCCAAGCAGAAAACCUCCAGGAACGGUGAAGAAAUCUGGAUCGUGAACGGCGUGAGGAUCAAGCAGACCCCGUGGGGUGACGUUCAAGUGUCCCGUGACUCGGGAAGGCGCGUCAUCUGGACGUCGCCUACGGCAGGCACGAUAUCGGUGAACACGCCCAUCGUGAAGAGCGCCAUGAGCUGUGAUCCUCGAAAGUUCUUUUUCGUGAAGGUGGGUCAGAAGAGGCUCAACGCCAGCGCAGACGCCUUCACUGUGCGAAACGGCAGCCAGAGAGCGGGAUUCGACAGCCGUGGUCGCCUCAUUCUUCCCUGACCGAGCACGCCGGAGCUGUAGAGAACGUUGGGCACAAAAAA
This is a messenger RNA of Rhipicephalus sanguineus (brown dog tick), 1292 nucleotides long. RefSeq lists its product as uncharacterized. The record is from RefSeq and is a predicted model, not a curated record. The coding region runs from base 1 to 1251 and encodes 416 amino acids. Lineage: Eukaryota; Metazoa; Arthropoda; Arachnida; Ixodida; Ixodidae. The transcript has a single exon.